Messenger RNA from Diospyros lotus (date-plum), 2398 nucleotides. Its product is annotated as O-fucosyltransferase 30. The transcript has 3 exons. The record is from RefSeq and is a predicted model, not a curated record. Bases 187 to 1683 code for a protein of 498 amino acids. NCBI's taxonomy places the organism in Eukaryota, Viridiplantae, Streptophyta, Magnoliopsida, Ericales, Ebenaceae.
GAAAACAAUUUUGAUUUUCUUUCAGAUAAUUGAAGAAACAAAAUUUGGAAUUUUUCUAAUCGACAAUUAAUCCUCAUUUAGUCAUUUUACUUUACUCUCUCUCUCUCUCUCUCCGCCGCGAGAUCCAAACGGAGCCCCCACAGGCUCUUUCUUUUUCUUGCACUUUCUAGCCAGGCAACCGGAAGAAUGGAGGCUCCGAGCUUCAACAGAACCAAUAACAGGUGGAAGAAGAAACACUCCAGCAAUGGAAGAUCAUCGUCUCUCCUCCCGAUCUCUCUCCUCUUCCUCCUCUUCUCUCUCCUCUUCUUCCUCUCCUACAAGCUCAUUUCCAAUUCUCUCCUUCCCUUCUCUACCAAUUCCCCACCAGCCGAACCCCGACGCCACUGCAAAACCCUAGCCGGCGAAAAGUUCCUCUGGUACGCGCCCCAUAGCGGGUUCAGCAACCAAUUGUCUGAGUUCAAGAAUGCCAUUUUGAUUGCCAGGAUACUGAAUCGAACCCUGAUUGUUCCUCCGGUUCUGGAUCACCAUGCUGUUGCUCUAGGAAGUUGCCCUAAAUUCCGGGUUUUGAGCCCCAGAGAGCUCCGAUUUUCUGUCUGGAACCACACGAUCGAACUGAUUCGGGACCGCAGAUAUCUAUCCAUGGUUGACAUAAUUGAUCCUUCGAAAGUUGUAUCUUCUCACGGUGUUCGAUUUAUAGAUUUCAGGGUUUUUGUGUCUUACUGGUGCGGGAUGAAUAUAGACUUGGUUUGCUUCAAAGACUCAAACAAAUUGUCAUCUUUGUUUGAUAUCCUUAGUCAAUGUGGGUCUGUGUUAUCUGGGUACAGUGGUAAUGAAGCUAAUUGUUUAUUUGCUCUAGAUGAAGAUUGCAGAACGACAGUUUGGACUUAUGGGAAAGAUGGUGAAGAUGGGGCUUUAGACUCAUUUCAACCAGAUGAGCAACUUAAGAAGAAAAAGAAAAUAUCAUAUGUCAGAAGACGUCAAGAUGUAUAUAAAUCCCUUGGACCUGGUUCCAGAGCUGAAUUGGCCACUGUUUUGGCAUUUGGAAGCCUUUUCACUUCUCCGUACAAAGGUUCUGAGCUGUACUUUGACAUCCAUGAAGCUCCAGGAGAUGAAAGAUUACAGUCUUUAAUUGAAAUGGUCAGAUUUCUCCCCUUUGUUCCAGAGAUCAUUAGUGCAGGGAAGGAGUUCGCUUCAGAUACAAUUGGGUCUGCUUUUCUCUGUGCUCAGCUUAGAUUGUUGGAUGGGCAGUUCAAGAACCACCAGAAGGCUACUUUUCUGGGGUUACAACAAAAGAUUGAAUUUCUAAAACAUGAUGGUUCUCUCCCCAUUCAUAUUUUUGUAAUGACUGAUCUCCCAGAAGACAAUUGGGCUGGUAGUUACUUGGAAGACUUGGCAAAAGAUUCAGAUACCUUUAAGCUGCAUAUUCUCAGGGAAAAAGAUGAGCUAGUGGCAAGAACUGCAAAGAAACUUGCAGCCUCUGGGCACGGGAUGAAAUUUUGGUCUCAUCCGCAGAGUCCUGUUGGUAUGAAGAAGCUUUGCCAGCCUCCAUUGUUUCCUGAUAUACUUCUGUAUAUUGAGGAAGCUGUUUGCAGUUGUGCUUCACUUGGUUUUGUGGGGACUGCCGGUUCAACAAUUGCAGAGAGUAUAGAGCUUAUGAGAAAACAUGGUGCAUGCUUGGAUUGAUUAUGAGAAAACAUGGUGCAUACUUGGACAGGAGCCCCGCUGAACUAUAACCAUCUUCUUUAGUACAAAGGAUUAAGGUUUGAAGACAGACUUCAUGUCAUCAUUUUAGAGAUUGAAUUUAACUGGUUGCAAGUAUACCUAAAUUGGUUGUUUCCAUGGCAUGAGGAUAGUUUUGAUCUUUCAUCCUUCCAUGGUGAAAGUGAAGCCUUUUGACGCAUAGAGCGACUAGAUGUUUAUCAACUGCUCUUAACUCAUGGUUCCUAACAACCCAGCUAUCAGACAAUAGAAAUUUUGGUGCAAUUGAGUCACUAAUUCUCUGAGGAUGAUUUAUUUGGUUGCUGUUGCAAUUUUAUGUGAUGAUUAUGUCUGGAUGAAUCUACAAGCAAGAAGUGUUAUUCAUUCAUUUCAAAGGUCCCUGCUAUAGAGCAUAAUGUAUUGUCAGCACGAGAUCUGCUAGAAAUUGGUCAAUUUUCCCAACACGGGAGGAGCCAGGGGUGGCUGCAGCGUCAAUGUGGUUGUUGAAAAGGGAAAGAAUUGGAGCUCUGGAUUGUUGACAUGUUCAUUCCUUGUAGGCUGGUUUGGCCUUUCGGUGAGGUGAGUUUGAUUAUGUAUAAGUGCUUGGUAAAUACUUGAGAUGAGUUAAAAUUGUAAAAUGACUAAAAGAAAUAAAGAAUGAUGAGUAAGUAGUAUAUUAUAUUUUUAGUUUUUUCACAAA